Molecule: messenger RNA, 1560 nt
Organism: Apis florea (little honeybee)
Lineage: Eukaryota; Metazoa; Arthropoda; Insecta; Hymenoptera; Apidae
Gene: Wdr82
Product: WD repeat domain 82
Cellular component (GO): Set1C/COMPASS complex
Molecular function (GO): chromatin binding; protein binding
Source: RefSeq, a predicted model, not a curated record
UAAUUUGUCAUCCAUUUCUCUAAACAGUUGGCAGAAUUUGUGCGUGUGGUGUGUGCUAGUCUGCCGACGGCGUCCGUUCAUAGAAAAGAGAGAAGACAUAAGAGCCUUUUGUCAAAUUAAAGUAAUUUAGUUGAGAAAAAAUUUUAAUAGUUAGAGAAAAGAGAUAUCAAGAUAGUUAAGGGUAACAAAGUGGUAGUUCAGCUGCGUUUUGGAUUUUCUGACCUCUUGAACUCCCCGCGGGUUUUUUCUUUCCCGCGAGGUGAAUAACAGUGGUACAUAGCCAAACCCCUGACCCCUCUGAAGCUUCGCGCCUCGGCGCCUAGGCUAUAUCAAAAGGAAGGAGAAAGAAAUUGCGGAAGCGGGGAGGUUAAGAGGACGGCACGAAAGGGACAACGCGCCGUCCAUCACCAUGAAGCUCGUUGACCACGUGGUGAGGAGCUUCAAGGUGGCCAAAGUUUUUCGUGAAAAUUCUGAUCGAAUAAAUAGUAUCGACUUUUCACCAAAUGGGGAUACUUUGAUCUCUUGUUCAGAAGAUGACCAGAUCGUGAUAUAUGACUGUGAAAAAGGCACUCAGGUGCGUACAGUCAAUUCUAAGAAAUAUGGUGUAGAUUUAAUCCAUUUUACACAUGCAAAGAACACUGCAAUACACAGCAGUACCAAAAUUGAUGAUACUAUUCGCUAUUUGAGUCUUCAUGAUAACAAAUAUAUAAGAUAUUUCCCAGGUCAUAGCAAGAAAGUUGUAUCAUUAUGCAUUAGUCCUAUAGAAGAUACAUUUCUUUCUGGUUCUUUAGAUAAAUCAUUAAGAUUAUGGGAUUUACGUUCACCUAAUUGCCAUGGUGUUAUGAAUGUUUCUGGACGUCCAGUUGCUGCAUAUGAUCCUGAAGGUCUUAUUUUUGCAGCAGGUGUCAAUUCAGAAUUUUUAAAGCUAUAUGAUUUACGCAGUUUUGAUAAGGGGCCAUUUGUUACAUUUAAAUUAUCUCAAGAAAAAGAGUGUGAUUGGACAGGACUAAAAUUCAGUAGAGAUGGUAAAACUAUUUUGAUUUCUACAAAUGGUAGUACAAUUCGUUUGAUUGAUGCAUUUCAUGGUACACCAUUACAAACAUUUGCUGGCUAUUUAAACAAUAAGGGAAUUGCAAUUGAAGCCAGUUUUAGUCCUGAUUCACAGUUUGUAUUUAGCGGAUCUACAGAUGGUAGAGUACAUGUAUGGAAUGCAGAAACUGGAUACAAAGUUUGUGUGCUUAAUGGAGAUCAUCCAGCACCAGUUCAGUGUAUUCAAUUUAAUCCUAAAUAUAUGAUGUUAGCAUCUGCCUGUACUAAUAUGGCAUUUUGGUUACCUACUGUUGAUGAAAGUGCAUAAAAUCAAUGCAUCAGACUUUGGGCAAUGCUCACAAGAAUUUAUCUAAUUUUGUGCAAGAUAGAACUGAAAAUGACAUCGGUUCAAGAAAGAAAUGACAACCAAGAACUCUUGGGUAUUUUAAAUGAGCAGAAAUUGCAUUUACAUUAUAUUCAAAGUUAACUAACCGACGUAUGAGACGCCGGUGUUGGAACAAACCCAAGAAA